Castor canadensis (American beaver) is the source of this 737-nucleotide messenger RNA. RefSeq names its product F-box protein 48 (gene Fbxo48). Gene Ontology annotation, cellular component: cytoplasm; SCF ubiquitin ligase complex. Gene Ontology annotation, molecular function: protein binding. NCBI's taxonomy places the organism in Eukaryota, Metazoa, Chordata, Mammalia, Rodentia, Castoridae. The record is from RefSeq and is a predicted model, not a curated record. Gene Ontology annotation, biological process: SCF-dependent proteasomal ubiquitin-dependent protein catabolic process.
CAGGAUUUGAAUCUCAGAGGAUUUAAAUCGCGGGAGCAGAAGCCGCCGUGGCCCUAAGUAGAAGUCAUGUGUUGGACACAAAAAUUACAGUUCUAACCACCACAACUAUAAACAGCCUAAUGAAUGGGAGUCCCUGUGUUCAGGGCAAGUUGCAUAUGUGUAUAAUUUAUUUUAAAAACUCAAGCCAUGAAGAAAAAUUCCAAGAGGAACAACAAUUUGAGAGUUUCUGGCAUAGAAAUGAACUCUGUGAAUGCUGAGAAGGAAAAACAUGAGAGCCAAAAUAACUUUGUUGAACUGCUGCCUCUAGAAGUCACUUUAGAAAUUUUUAGCCAACUUGACAUCCAGAGUUUGUGCAGAGCUUCGGUGACAUGCAGAAGCUGGAAUUAUGCAAUAAGAAACAGUGACUCCUUAUGGAAACCUCACUGCUUGACUGUAAGAACCGUGUGCCAACGAGAAAUAGAUAACGAUCUAGAAAGUGGUUAUUCCUGGAGGGUAAUACUCCUGAGAAAUUACCAGAAGAGUAAAGUGAAACAUGAAUGGCUAAGUGGCAGAUACAGCAACAUAUGUUCUCCCUUUAGCCUACCAGAAAAAAUCAUGUGCCCUAUGGAUGCAGAUACGUGGGGGGAGAUUCUAGAAGCAGAACUGGAAAGAUAAGUGGAACAAAUCACUUGCAGAUCUUGAACUUUGAGAGUUUAAAACUAACAUGACUUUUAGACUGCAAAUGAUGUAUUUUUAUC